ACCUAAUUGCUGUACUCAACUACCUCAUCAUCAAUGGUACUCGGCAGACUUGUUCAUUACACAGUCGACGCUGUUCUUCUGUCAACCGUCGUUGCUGGCGUUCGACGGUCAAGUGGCUUCGCACCGGAUGCAUCCACAAUUCCAGACCCCACCAUUCGCUCCGUGGCAGAGAAGUUCCUGGGAGUUGGCGAGACAGUCUUUGAUAUGAUUCAAGCCACUGCUGUGAAUAGCUCGUUUUUCAAGAGGGAUCCAAGAUGACUUGGUACGGCUGGCCCGUUUGACGUGCCGCUGCUUGAUUCCAUAUGUGUUCAGAAAGAGGAUUGGGAUGCAUAACUAGAAAUUGAACUGCAUACAGUGACAGACCUUUCGAUAAUUUAUACACGGCAAAUUUUCAGGAUUG
Molecule: messenger RNA, 400 nt
Organism: Laccaria bicolor S238N-H82
Lineage: Eukaryota; Fungi; Basidiomycota; Agaricomycetes; Agaricales; Hydnangiaceae
Exons: 2
Coding region: 34-258 (74 amino acids)
Cellular component (GO): cytoplasm
Source: RefSeq, a predicted model, not a curated record